CAGACAGCUGAAUGUGAGGGGUCAUAAAGCUGGAUAAAUGCAGUGGCCAAUCUGCCAGGCAACUGUCUUGUUCUGUGGCAGAUCUUUUCUUCUUCCUCCUUCUCUUUCGCUCUCCCUCGCUUCAAGUGUCGCUCCAUUUUGUCUGUGCUCCUUACAGCAAGAAAGUAAAGAUGCCUCAUGCAUAUCCAUUCCUAAGCCCUGAUCAGAAGAAAGAGCUGAGCGAUAUUGCUCAGAGAAUUGUUGCUCCUGGAAAGGGAAUUCUUGCAGCUGAUGAAUCCACAGGCAGCGUAGCAAAGCGCUUCCAGAGCAUCAACGCUGAGAACACAGAGGAGAACAGGAGGUUGUACCGUCAGUUGCUUUUCACCGCUGAUGACUGCAUCCUGCCCUGCAUUGGAGGAGUCAUCCUUUUCCAUGAGACUCUCUAUCAGAAGACUGAUGAUGGCAAGCCUUUCCCUCAGCUGAUUAAGGAGAGAGGCAUGGUGGUAGGAAUCAAGGUGGACAAGGGUGUGGUACCUCUGGCUGGCACCAACGGAGAAACAACCACACAGGGUCUGGAUGGGCUGUACGAGCGCUGCGCUCAGUAUAAAAAAGAUGGUGCUGACUUUGCUAAAUGGCGCUGCGUUUUGAAGAUCACCCCCACAACACCAUCCAAUCUUGCUAUUAUUGAGAAUGCCAAUGUACUCGCCCGCUAUGCCAGCAUCUGCCAGAUGCAUGGCAUUGUGCCCAUUGUGGAGCCUGAAAUCCUGCCUGAUGGUGACCAUGAUCUGAAGAGGUGCCAGUAUGUGACGGAAAAGGUCCUGGCAGCUGUGUAUAAGGCUCUUUCAGACCACCACGUGUACCUGGAAGGAACCCUGCUAAAACCCAACAUGGUAACCGCUGGUCACUCUAGCUCCCACAAGUAUGCCCCUCAAGAAAUUGCCAUGGCAACUGUCACUGCCCUGCGUUGCACUGUUCCCCCUGCAGUUCCUGGCAUUACCUUCCUGUCCGGAGGCCAGAGUGAGGAGGAGGCCUCAAUCAAUCUGAGUGCCAUUAACCAGUGUCCCCUAAUCAAACCCUGGGCCCUAACCUUCUCUUACGGUCGUGCCCUGCAAGCCUCAGCACUGAAAGCCUGGGGGGGCAAGAAGGAGAACGGCAAGGCCUGCCAAGAGGAAUUUGUCAAGAGAGCCAUAAACAACAGCGCAGCAGCAGUUGGAAAAUAUGUCUCCAAAGGAGACACCGGAGCAGUGGCAGGCGAGUCUCUGUUUGUGGCCAACCAUGCUUAUUGAAGAAACACAAGUGACAACACUUCCGCUGACUCAACCGGAUGUUUGCUCCUGUUCACACUGUGAUGCAUCAUAUCUGUAACCUAGACUCACUGUUACUCCUUUAGUUAUUUUUUCACUGUCAUUUGACAAUGAUGUCAAAGAAAAUAAGUAUCAUUGUAACUGACCACUCAGUUGAUAAAAUCAUUCAGUCUG
Messenger RNA from Carassius gibelio (silver crucian carp), 1457 nucleotides. It is a transcript of the gene aldoab, whose product is annotated as aldolase a, fructose-bisphosphate, b. Gene Ontology annotation, cellular component: cytosol. Gene Ontology annotation, biological process: glycolytic process; fructose 1,6-bisphosphate metabolic process. The transcript is spliced from 7 exons. Bases 171 to 1265 code for a protein of 364 amino acids. Gene Ontology annotation, molecular function: fructose-bisphosphate aldolase activity. The record is from RefSeq and is a predicted model, not a curated record. Lineage: Eukaryota; Metazoa; Chordata; Actinopteri; Cypriniformes; Cyprinidae.